AUGCUGGAUUCCUGUUCUUUCCAGAUGGACUCUACGGUCUCUGAGCCCCGGGAGCAGGACCUGACAGAGGCAGGGGCAGAGCAGGAAGUGCGGUGGUUGGAGCUGGGCUCCGAGGAGGCCCCAGGAGCUGGGACAGAGGGGCCCAGCGCCCCACAGGCCUGGGGGCGCCUGCUGCAGGCCGUGCGGAAGGGUCACGUUGGCCUGGUGACUCAGCUACUGCGGCAAGGGGCCUCCCCGCCCCGCAGGGACCGCGCGGGCAGGACCCCGCUGCAUCUGGCCGUGCUGCGCGGCCACGUGCCGCUGGUGCGUCUCCUGCUGCAGCGCGGGGCCCGGGCCGCAGCUGCAGACCGCGUGGGGCGCACGCCGCUGCACGAGGCCACCUGGCAUGGGCCCCAGGGCUGCAGGGCCAGAGCAGGACCAGAGGCUGCAGGCUCCCACGGCCUUCAGGGUGUGCAGGCCCCUCUCUGCUGGUCUGAGGCCACCUGCCAGGGUGCACGGGAGAACACCCCAGAGGUCCCUGGAGAAGGAAGCAGUGGCUGGAGCCCGAGCAAGAAGCGUGUGGCUGACCUGGAACCAUUCCAGACUCCCAGGGCCACGUCAGCCCUGUAG
Messenger RNA from Lipotes vexillifer (Yangtze River dolphin), 609 nucleotides. It is a transcript of the gene ANKRD65, whose product is annotated as ankyrin repeat domain 65. NCBI's taxonomy places the organism in Eukaryota, Metazoa, Chordata, Mammalia, Artiodactyla, Lipotidae. Gene Ontology annotation, molecular function: protein binding. The record is from RefSeq and is a predicted model, not a curated record.